Messenger RNA from Xenopus laevis (African clawed frog), 3672 nucleotides. It is a transcript of the gene aars1.L, whose product is annotated as alanyl-tRNA synthetase 1 L homeolog. Lineage: Eukaryota; Metazoa; Chordata; Amphibia; Anura; Pipidae. The record is from RefSeq and is marked provisional.
UGCUUUGGCAGUGGGUCCAGUUUGUUGGGUUUAAGUCAAGAGCCCAAAAGGUUCGAGUCAAAAUCUUCCUCAGCUCUCAUCAUGAAGACUUCUAUGACGGCCUCGGAAAUCCGGCAGAAGUUUAUCGACUUCUUCAAAGAUAAUGGGCACACGUAUGUCCAUUCUUCUGCCACGGUCCCACUGGACGACCCAACUCUGCUCUUUGCCAAUGCUGGAAUGAACCAGUUCAAGCCAAUCUUCCUGAACACCAUUGAUCCUUCUCAUCCAAUGGCAAAGCUAACCAGAGCAGCUAAUACACAGAAGUGCAUCCGUGCUGGAGGCAAACACAAUGACCUUGAUGAUGUGGGCAAGGACGUCUAUCACCACACAUUUUUUGAGAUGUUGGGAUCAUGGUCGUUUGGGGAUUAUUUUAAGGAGCUGGCCUGUAAACUGGCACUGGACCUGCUAACCAAGGAGUUUGGCAUCGAUAUAGAGCGCUUGUAUGUCACAUAUUUUGGUGGUAAUGAGGCUGCUGGUCUAGAGCCUGACUUGGAAUGUAAACAGAUAUGGCUGAACUUGGGGCUGGCCGAAAGUCGUAUCCUUCCUGGAAGCAUGAAAGACAACUUUUGGGAAAUGGGUGAUACAGGUCCUUGUGGUCCCUGUAGUGAAAUUCAUUUUGACCGAAUUGGAGGGCGUGAUGCUGCCCAUCUUGUGAAUAUGGAUGAUCCAAAUGUGCUUGAGAUCUGGAACCUGGUGUUUAUCCAGUUUAAUAGGGAAACUGAUGGAACCUUAAAGCCAUUGCCUAAGAAGAGCAUUGAUACUGGUAUGGGGCUGGAAAGACUUGUGUCCGUGUUACAAAAUAAGAUGUCCAACUAUGAUACAGAUCUCUUUGUUCCAUAUUUUGAAGCGAUCCAAAAGGGCACAGGUGCACGGCCAUACACUGGGAAAGUGGGAGAUGAGGAUGUUGAUGGCAUAGACAUGGCAUAUAGAGUUUUGGCUGAUCAUGCUAGAACUAUAACUGUGGCACUUGCAGAUGGAGGGAGACCAGAUAACACUGGGCGCGGGUAUGUUCUACGCCGCAUCCUUCGCCGUGCUGUGAGAUACGCCCAUGAGAAACUUAAUGCAUCAAAAGGGUUUUUCUCCACUCUGGUCGAUGUGGUUGUCCAGUCACUGGGAAAUGCUUUUCCAGAGCUUAAGAAAGAUCCUGAUAUGGUUAAAGACAUCAUUAAUGAUGAGGAAACACAGUUCUUGAAAACACUUAACAGGGGUCGUCGUAUCUUGGAUCGAAAGAUACAGAGUUUGGGAGAACACAAAGUUAUUCCUGGUGACACUGCCUGGCUGCUGUAUGACACCUACGGUUUCCCAGUGGAUUUGACUAGCUUGAUUGCUGAAGAACGGGGACUGACAUUGGACAUGGAGAGCUUUGAAGAAGAGCGUAAAGCUGCUCAGCUUAAGUCUCAAGGAAAGGGCGCAGGUGACGAAGACCUUCUCAUGCUUGACAUCUAUGCAAUUGAAGAACUGCGUUCCCGGGGACUUGAACCGACUGAUGAUUUGCCAAAAUACACAUAUACAUCUAAUGCUGAGGGUGUCUAUGAAUUUGACAAUUUGCUGGCAACAGUGAAAGCAAUCCGCAGAGAGAAGAUGUUUGUGGAAGAGGCGAGCACUGGACAGGAGUGUGGGCUGGUGCUUGACAAGACCUGUUUUUAUGCAGAACAGGGAGGGCAGACCUAUGACGAGGGCUACAUGGUUAAAGAGGAGGAGAGCAGUGAAGACAAAACAGAGUUUACAGUGAGAAACACCCAGGUUCGGGGCGGUUACGUACUGCAUGUUGGCACAUUGUAUGGGAACCUGAAAGUUGGGGAUCAAGUGCAUCUGUACAUUGAUGAGCCGAAGCGUCGUCCUAUUAUGAGUAACCACACAGCCACUCACAUACUGAACUUUGCCUUGCGCUCUGUUCUUGGCGAAGCAGAUCAGCGAGGCUCAUUGGUUGCCCCAGACAGGCUAAGAUUUGAUUUCACAGCUAAAGGUGCAAUGACCACCCAGGAGAUCCGCAAAACUGAAGAAAUUGCAAAUGACAUUAUUAAGGAAAAUAAGGUUGUAUAUGCACUGGAUUGCCCUCUCGCAACAGCAAAAGCUAUCCAGGGCCUCCGUGCAGUGUUUGAUGAAACAUACCCAGAUCCUGUGCGUGUUGUGUCUAUAGGAAUUCCUGUGGAAGAUCUGCUGGCUGACCCAUCAAGUCCAGCUGGGUCUGUAACUUCAGUGGAGUUCUGUGGAGGAACGCACCUCAAGAAUUCUGGCCAUGCUGGUCCUUUCAUUAUUGUUACAGAAGAAGCCAUUGCCAAGGGAAUUCGCAGAAUUGUUGCUGUCACAGGUGCAGAGGCACAGAAGGCCUUAAGGAGACAGGAUGCCAUAAAAGUCAGUCUUUCAGAUCUGGAGAAGAAAGUGAAGAAACAGACUGAUCCUAACAAGGAUGUACAGAAGGAAAUUGCUGACCUCAGUGAGAAUCUUGCAACAGUAGUUAUUGCACAGUGGCAGAAGGAUGUGCUGAGAGAGCAACUGAAAACCUUAAAGAAAACUAUGGAUGAUCUUGAUCGGGCAAGCAAAGCAGAUGUUCAGAAACGGGUGUUGGAGAUAACCAAGCAGCUCAUAGAGGAACAUCCUAAUCAGCCACUGCUUGUACUUGAGAUGGAGAAUGGAGCAUCUGCAAAGGCUUUGAAUGAGUCCCUGAAACUACUGAAGUCUCAAUCUCCCCAGACUGCAGCCAUGAUCUUCUCUGUAGAUAGUGAUGCUGGAAAGAUCACAUGUUUAUGCCAGGUGCCCAAGGAGACUGCAGACAAAGGUCUGAAGGCCAACGAGUGGGUACAGCAAGUGUCAGAAUUGAUGGAUGGCAAGGGAGGGGGAAAAGACACCUCGGCUCAGGCCACGGGAAAGAAUGUGGGCUGCCUGUCCAAAGUCCUCAAGCUGGCAGAAGAUUUUGGCAAAAUGAAACUGGAGUCCAUGAAAAACUAAACACCAUCAUUUUUACAGUAACCCUUCAUUUUAACACCCUUGGUGCCAGCAGCACUCUACAUGAAAAAAAAUCGUCCAUUAGUUUCAUAGCUAUUAAUUUCAUGGUUUGACCAAUUGCUCAUAGGGCUGUGAAAGGGUUGGCUCCUUACUGUCCUUACUGACCACUUUUUAGGAGAGAGAUUACACCUCAUUAUGCUGGUUUAGCAAGAACACCUUAUUCACACUGUGAAUGGGAGGAGAAAUGAUAUUGCAGCAGUUGAAUUAAUGCCAUUUUAUGCUUGAAGGUUUUACGUGAAGCAAGUAAAAUGGAUCUGUUGAAUAUUUAAGUGGGUUUAAUGAGUUUCAUGCUUACUACUUCAUAUGCUGCAACGUAAGCUGCUGCAUUGCUCUGGGUAAGAGCUACAAGGUAGCCUGGGAUAUAGCUGCUAACUCCCUGCACUGCUACAUUAGGAAUUGCUAGCAAAUGCCAGGGUUAAUGUUUUAGGUGCCCAGCCCCCUUUCCUCCUCUGUAACCUGUAAUGACAAUUUGGGCAAUUUACCCUAGUUUAAAAAGUCUAGGCUAACCGAAGCAACCAGACAAUACUCACGUCACCCCUAACUGUAUGUUGUUGUAGGCCAUUCAUUGUUACAAAGACUAAAUGUACAUCAUUCACAGAGAAUAAAGCUGAUACUGAUUUGCUUGGC